Messenger RNA from Saprolegnia diclina VS20, 312 nucleotides. RefSeq lists its product as hypothetical. The record is from RefSeq and is a predicted model, not a curated record. The annotation marks the transcript as partial. Lineage: Eukaryota; Oomycota; Saprolegniomycetes; Saprolegniales; Saprolegniaceae. The transcript has a single exon.
CUGGCAUGUGGGCGGCGCAGGUGGUGGGUGGCCGGCGCGCCACAAAGGCGGCGUUCCAGUCGCCGCAUCUGCAACAUGUCGUCGCGUUGCGCCACGCCAUGGCGGCCAAGCAGCGACCGCCGCUGUCGACGAACCAGAUUCCCGAUGCGCCCCGACGGCUAAGGUUGCCGCCGACGACGAUGACAAGUCUGCCAGCGACAACGACCCUUGCGCGGCUUCGGCGGCUCGUGGGCAUGGUCGCACGACGCAGCGUCGCACGGUAUCUUUGCGAUGGCGUGCAUAGCUACCUGCGCCGGCGUCUCGCCGCCCGCC